This is a messenger RNA of Juglans regia (Persian walnut), 672 nucleotides long. RefSeq lists its product as uncharacterized. Lineage: Eukaryota; Viridiplantae; Streptophyta; Magnoliopsida; Fagales; Juglandaceae. The record is from RefSeq and is a predicted model, not a curated record. Bases 1 to 672 code for a protein of 223 amino acids. Gene Ontology annotation, molecular function: RNA-DNA hybrid ribonuclease activity; nucleic acid binding. The transcript has a single exon.
AUGUGUGAAAUUGAAGAUGAAACUCUUAUGCAUGUUUUAUGGGAGUGUCAUUCAGCAAAUGAUAUUUGGGGAAGUGAGAAAAACUGUGUUCAAAAGUGGGGCAAAUAUGAAACUGACUUUUUGUUGCUGUGGGAGAAGUGUAUUACCUCUCUUGACAAGAGCCAACUGGAGGAACUAGCAAUGACUCUUAGGAAGGUUUGGUUGAGGAGAAAUAGAAUGGUGUUUGAAAAUAGAAUGGAAUGUCCUAUGAGUUUAUUAUUUGCUAAGGCUAUUGUAAGAGACUACCAAGCAGUGAGGAAUUCUAAUAAAUCAGACAAACAAGUGCAAAAUAGAAUUGAUAAUAAUCAGAGGUGGGAAAAAUCAGAAAAAAGAUACGUUAAAGUGAAUUGGGAUGCUUCUUUGGAUCAGAAAAAGAGGAGAAUGGAUAUUGGCAUCAUUGUUAGAGAUGAGGAAGGGAAGGUUGUAGCAACUGUUUUUAAUCAGAAAGAAAAUGUUGAAGAGGCAGUUGUGGCAGAAGGCUAUGCACUGAGGGCUGCAAUAGAAUUAUGUAGUACUCUUAAUAUUCAAAAAGCAAACUUUGAAGGGGAUGCAAAGGAGAUCAUCAUGGCAGUGUGCAAUGAAGAAGAAAUGCUUACUUCUUAUGGUUUCUUAGUAGAAGAUGUUAGGUUUUAG